Molecule: messenger RNA, 1199 nt
Organism: Dryobates pubescens (Downy woodpecker)
Lineage: Eukaryota; Metazoa; Chordata; Aves; Piciformes; Picidae
Product: casein kinase II subunit alpha-like
Exons: 12
Coding region: 15-1199 (394 amino acids)
Biological process (GO): protein phosphorylation
Cellular component (GO): nucleus; protein kinase CK2 complex; cytosol
Molecular function (GO): ATP binding; protein serine/threonine kinase activity
Source: RefSeq, a predicted model, not a curated record
CGGGCCGGGGCAGGAUGGCAGGGCCGGUGCCGAGCCGCGCCAGGGUCUACGCCGAGGUGAACACGCAGCGGCCGCGCGAGUACUGGGACUACGAGUCGCACGUCGUGGAGUGGGGCAACCAAGAUGACUACCAGCUGGUGCGGAAGCUGGGCCGGGGCAAGUACAGCGAAGUCUUUGAAGCCAUCAACAUCACCAACAACGAGAAGGUGGUGGUGAAAAUCCUCAAGCCGGUGAAGAAGAAGAAGAUCAAGAGGGAGAUCAAGAUCCUGGAGAACCUGCGGGGGGGCCCCAACAUCAUCAGCCUGCUGGACAUCGUCAAGGACCCCGUGUCCCGGACGCCCGCCCUGGUCUUCGAGCACGUCAACAACACAGACUUCAAGCAACUCUACCAGACGCUCUCCGACUUCGACAUCCGCUUCUACAUGUACGAGAUCCUGAAGGCCCUGGAUUACUGCCACAGCAUGGGGGUGAUGCACCGGGACGUCAAACCACACAACGUCAUGAUCGACCACGAGCACAGGAAGCUGCGCCUGAUUGACUGGGGGCUGGCCGAGUUCUACCACCCCGGGCAGGAGUACAACGUCCGCGUGGCCUCGCGCUACUUCAAGGGGCCAGAGCUCCUGGUGGACUACCAGAUGUAUGACUACAGCUUGGACAUGUGGAGCCUGGGCUGCAUGUUGGCCAGCAUGAUCUUCAGGAAAGAGCCCUUCUUCCAUGGCCAUGACAACUAUGACCAACUGGUGCGCAUCGCCAAGGUGCUGGGCACGGAGGACCUCUAUGACUACAUCGACAAGUACAACAUCGAGCUGGACCCACGCUUCAACGACAUCCUGGGCAGGCACUCGCGGAAGCGGUGGGAGCGCUUCGUGCACAGCGAGAACCAGCACCUGGUGAGCACAGAGGCCUUGGACUUCCUGGACAAGCUGCUGCGCUACGACCACCAGACGCGGCUGACGGCCCGCGACGCCAUGGAGCACCCCUACUUCUAUCCCAUCGCCAAGGAUCCGGCCAGGCUGGGCCCCCCGGCGCCGCUCUCCGCCGCCAGCACGCCUGUCAGCUCCUCCACCAUGUUGGCAGGCAUCACCUCGCUGUCCUCCUCACAGCCCCUGGGCCCCUUGGCCCCCUCGCCCGUCAUCUCCUCCCCCAGCGCUUUGGGGUCUCCCCUGCCCAGCGCCGCGGCCGCCGGCGCCCAGCCCUGA